This is a messenger RNA of Spodoptera littoralis (African cotton leafworm), 1587 nucleotides long. The record is from the annotation of a GenBank genome assembly. Lineage: Eukaryota; Metazoa; Arthropoda; Insecta; Lepidoptera; Noctuidae.
AUGUAUAACAAGACUAGUGCGACGCUGAUGUUGCAGACCAUAAUGGUGUUGAUGGAUAAACAGAAUUCCACCGAUGUCACCAACUUCCCAAGCACUUUUAAUGAUGAUGCGGAGUUGGAGCGUUGUUACGGAAUUUACGGAUGCUUUUCAAAGGCGUAUCCUUGGACGGAACACCGGCCUGAUAACUUUUUCCCUGUGCCGCCAGAAGCAAUGGCUGUUAGAUAUCCAGCGUUUACUAGAAGAAAUCGAAAGAUACCGGUUCUGUUUGAGGCGGAUAAUAAAGAAAAAAUUGCGAAUGCGAAUCUUGAUCCUAGGGGACCAUUUUAUUUUAUUUCUCACGGAUUCUUAGAAGGAGGACAUAAACCAUGGAUUCAAAAUAUGGCGGACGCUCUUCUAAACCUGGAAGGUAAUGAAGGAGCUACAGUUAUCGUGGUGGACUGGCGAGGUGGUUCUCAACCUCCUUAUGGACAAGCUGUGGCCAAUAUACGACUUAUUGGAGUUAUGACUGCACACUUGAUACAUAACAUUUAUGAAGUGCUAGGAUUGCAACACAUAGAUAACUUCCACUUCAUCGGGCACUCUUUGGGAGCUCAUUUAGGCGGAUACUGUGGGCAUGCUUUGCAAAAGAGGUUCUACUUGAAGCUUGGACGUAUUACUGGAUUGGACCCUGCAUCUCCUUACUUCGCUAGGACCGUAACGCUAGUCCGCCUCGACAGAUCCGACGCUAAAUAUGUGGACAUCAUCCAUAGCAACGCAUUGCCCCUGUACUUCUCAGGAUUUGGCAUGUCCGAGCCAAUAGGUCAUGUGGAUUUCUACCCCAACGGUGGUAUAACACAGCCUGGUUGCAAGCAGUCGAGCUCGCCGAGCGGUGGAUCCGGCGACUUGUCGUACCAACAGAUUGCCAAGUUCGUCGGCUGCGACCACGAGAGGAGUUAUGAGUACUUUAUUGAGAGCGUGGCCCCUUCAUGCCCCUUCAUGGCAGUUCAAUGCGAGUCUUAUGAUGCAUUUCUGGCUGGUAACUGUACGAGUUGUGACAAUCAUCACUAUUGUAUACCAAUGGGAUACCAUUCUUACGGCAUCUACAAGCGACUGCAGGCGGGCGGCCUUGUUGAUACCAAUUCUAAUAUCGCGCUGUAUGCUCUUACUGGCAAUAGUAAACCUUUUUGCAGAGUGCAUUACGAGGUGGUACUGAAGGUGGCUAACUCUACAGCGAGCAUCACUCACGGCCCUGAAUCUGGAAAACUAUCCAUCACAUUAGUCGACAGGAACAACAACAAAAGUGAUCAUAUGUUUUUGGAAGAAGAACAAAAGUUCUACAAACCCGGUGUGAUCGAGAAAAAGAUGGUGGCAGUGAAAGAUACAGGCCAUCCACCUGUGUUUGUGAUCGUCGAGUGGAAAUAUGAGACAAAUUUGUUCAACCCCAUGACUUGGAGACUGUUGAAGAGCCCUAGCAUCUACGUCGAGUAUAUGAAGCUGUCUUCAAUUGAAUAUAACACAGAUAUUACAGUGUGCCCCAAACGGAAUAAGCCAGUCGUCGCCAAUCUGCCAACGAUAAUGAAGCCAAAAUAUUGUAAAUUCAGUAAAUAG